This is a messenger RNA of Penaeus chinensis, 555 nucleotides long. RefSeq names its product keratin, type I cytoskeletal 9-like. The coding region runs from base 1 to 555 and encodes 184 amino acids. The transcript has 5 exons. The record is from RefSeq and is a predicted model, not a curated record. Lineage: Eukaryota; Metazoa; Arthropoda; Malacostraca; Decapoda; Penaeidae.
AUGGUCCUGGCCCUCGUGGUCGCCUUCGCCGCCGCCGGUCACUUCGGCGGAGGUGGAUUUGGUGGACGCUUUGGUGGAUUUGGCGGUGGAAAAUUCGGUGGAUUCAGCAGCGGAGGAUUCGGAGGUGGAUUUGGAGGUGGACACAGAGGCUUCGGCGGAGGUUUCGGAGGAUUCAGAGGCGGGCACGGAGGAUUCGGAGGCGGAUUCGGAGGCGGAUUCGGAGGCGGAUUCGGAGGUAAAAUACUAAAUUUGGACCCGAAAAUGUGUAGGAAUGCAAGGCCGAGGACAUUUUUACCAGAGCCUUUAGGCUGCAUGAAAUCUAAAGCUAUGGAAGAUUAUCAACUGCAAACCAUUUUAAAAAUUCGACCGCGCGACACUUCUGACGAAAAGAAUGAAAUGCUUAAGUUUUGCCUGAAUGCAUCUGCGGCGAAAUCUGUGACAAACGUCCAGCCUCCCAAGGCCUUCCCUGCCAUGUGCACGCCAGGAGGGAACCGGCGACCGCAGCUGAAGAGACCAAAUGCAGGGGAUUUCAACGAGCCAGAGAGCGUGAUCUAG